Schizosaccharomyces octosporus yFS286 is the source of this 4145-nucleotide messenger RNA. RefSeq lists its product as uncharacterized. Lineage: Eukaryota; Fungi; Ascomycota; Schizosaccharomycetes; Schizosaccharomycetales; Schizosaccharomycetaceae. The transcript is spliced from 2 exons. The record is from RefSeq and is a predicted model, not a curated record. Bases 274 to 1134 code for a protein of 286 amino acids.
GUUUACUGUAAUAACAAGCAUGGAGCAAAUAAAGAAACACACAUAAGAUUAAUUUUUAAAACUUAUUCUUUCAUUGGAUCUUGUACAAAAAAAAAAUAAUCAUGAUAUUGGUAAACAAAAUUAUUUUUGUUUAUGUUUUGAAAAAAAAAGGGAUGAACGAGGGUUACGUGGGUAAUCCAAACAAUGUGGUCUUUUGUUUAUCCGGAAAGACUGUCAAUCUAAACAAAAAUAAAUAACCCAAUUCAAGGCAACAAGAAACAUCCUAGAGCAAAUAUGUCGAGCAUUCAAAACUCAGAGAUUGGUUCGAUUAAAGAAGACCAAAAUGAUUUUUCAAAUUAUUUGGAUAUAGAACACAUUUUUACGAUGUUAACUCAAAGACAGGAACAGUACUGCAAGAGUAUACCUGAAGAAAGUGUAGAUGAUAAUCACUAUAAGUUGAUCGAAAACCAAUACGGAUGGUGCAAAGAAAGUAGCAUUCUAGUAUCUGCAGUGUUUGUUAUGGUAUUAGAUUCUAUACAUGAAUUCCUGGAAAGCCAAGGGAAGAUUCCAAUCGGCUCAGCUAAGGGAGAAGGAUUUAAUCACCAAGAUACACUUAGAGUUUUUAAAGCAGUAACAGAGGAAGAAGAGAAUGAGAAAUUCCGUCAAUUCUAUUCAGUGUUAUCAUGCGCAGUUGAUGGACUAAGGAUUGCAAAUUAUCAGGUUCGUGAAGCGAUAGAGAUGAAAGACUCGGAGGGACAAGAAGAUUUGGAUGAAUAUGAAAAUGAAGCAAGCGUCCUUGUAGAGAGAUUCCAAAGUUGCUUAAAAGAGCUCAUCGAAGUUGGAAUCUAUGUGCAAGCGUUAGGAAAAGGCAAGAACAAACGACCAUACUUGGGAGUCUAUCAAACAUUUGGAAAAUCUAGUGUAGAGCAACUACAAAGGCAACUAAACAGUUACACUAGUCGAGUUAUAGGGCCGCUACUUCCUGAAACCGAGCAAGAUCCAAAUUCGUCAGAAACUCCAUCAUCCUCUUCCGAUGGCAGAUUGGGUGCAAGAUUGAAGAUUGGAAAUAAGAAUUCUUUCACAAAGCUCUUUAAAAUGAAACGCUUUCACAAAUCCCACAAAGAUCUGAAGGAACAAGAGCCGGUUCACGAUUAGACCUCAGUAACGCAAUGAAGAUAAUGUCGCUUGCACAAUCGAAACCAAGCAUUAAGACCUAAUAACUUCAUUGUUAAAUUUGCUUUAAAUCGGUUCUAGUAAGUAACUAUUUCUAUUUUUAAUUCUGGUACUUGUGCUUGCAAUAGAAUAAUCAAAUACGUUAAUCGGAAGAAGAUUUACUUCGGCUUCUAAGCAACUCUUGUAUUUUUUCUGCCUCCUGUUCUUCCAUUCUUCGGCGAUACUCCCUAGAAGAUGCUUUCUGUUGGAGUGCUUUUUCUCGAUUGACUUUUGCUUUCUCGUUUCUCUAUUAAUAUAAGUUAGUUUUCUACACUAUAAUUAUUAGUAUAUGUAAAAGUUUACUGUACAUCUUGAUUCAAACACUCUUUCAAGCUGUAUUUGAUUGAGUUGCAUUCUCCUAAAAAUUUUCCAUAAUGUCUAUGACAUUCUUCUAGUGCCAAUAUAAGAUGCGCACAUCGCUUUUGAUUAUUGAUAUCGAGAUGAGGAUGCAUUGGCGACUACUAACAGAAAGGGCAGUCGAGAAUAUAUGAUUUCGCACACCGUGUGGAAAAGGGGGAAAUAGUUAGUACUUCUCAAAUGGCUUUCCUUUAUUUACAAAACUACGAUUCACUAACUUCCAGUAAGAACAAAAAAAAAAAUUUAAACAGAUCUAUAAAUGCAUUUAAUACUGGCUAAGAUAUACUUCUAAAGGACAUAUUCUCUACUUGCGGAUGCUCAUCUUAAACAAAGUUCUUUGAACAUUACUACUUGAGCCCAGAGCUGUAAGUUUCAGGAAUGAUUAAAUUGGAAAAAAAUUAUGCUUGAGAUCAAAUAGGUUUGGGACAUUCAUGAACAGCAUCGUAAUUGUAAAAGUAAAUACUUGAUUGAAAGAAUUGGGCGUUUAUGUACUAUAUCUAAAUUUAAUACUUGCGUAAACUAGAUUCUUCUAGGGAUUGUAUUAUGAUUGCUAUAAAUAAGAUUGGUAAAGACUAUGCAAAUGCAGAUCGAAAAAACUUGGAUCCAAUUUAUUCAAGCGGAACCUUCUUAAUAUCAUCGUCACAUAAUGGCGAAAGCUCUUGCGAAUUGUUAAGUGUGUCAACGUUCACCAUUUGCUCAUAUUCAUUCAGAAAGCCUACGGCAACACAGAAGUAUAAAACACCAUAAAUGAUUUUCAAGGUUUCACUUAUAUAAUCGAAGGAUGCCGCGCUAUUCAUGUAAAUCGAUAAGCUUACACAGGUUGAUAAUAAAAUAAACACCAUGUGUUUUACAAUGUUCGCGACUCUACUAGUACCCGGUAAAACGCUCUUCCUAUCGGUUAUCAAGUAUCCGAUGAAGAAUACUGAUGGGAUAUAACCAAAGUUGAAAAGCAUCCAUGAGACUUGCAAAGACUUUGCUUUGGAAGAACCAAAUAUGCUCAGAAUAGGGAAAACAAGAGGCGCACAAAUAAUAAACGCCAUUUGCAACCACGUUAGUAAUAUGACCAAGAAAAUUAACUUCUUCGAACUACGUCGGGCGUAACCCAUGCCGAAAGAAGACGCCAAAGAAAAGGAAUUGAAUAAAGGACGUUCAAUUCCAUCACCGAAGAUGUAACUAAAAAAAAUUGAAGACAUAGUCAAGUCUUGAUGAUUUUUGUAAAGAUCCUUAUUCGAAAACACUGAUUGCUUUAUAGGGUGAUUAAACAAAAAUGCAAUAUACCAAGUGAGCAAUAAAAGUUGAGUAAAGCUAACCUUUUGGGGAUUACGAAACCAGCGGAUAGCCCAAUAAAAGCCUAUGCAACUGGAAAUUACCGACAAAAAGAUGAAGAAACGUGAUAUCUGUGUGGUAUCUUUAUGAUCACCAGAUUUGUAACGUAUUUGAAUAACAGGUUCGACCUCUUGUUUAGACAUGGAGGUUAUCGACUCUCCUGGCAAAGAGGAUUUAUAAUCCAAUGUGGGAUCAUAAAACCCAACAAAAAAGUGCAUACCUGGUUCAUAAAUUUGUUGCUUCGAGUAUAGCACAUCUGAGUCAGGGCUGAUGUGAAAAGGCUCCCAGUCCCCUGAACUAAGAUUUUUGAGGAAUUCAAAAUCUUUAAAACCGUCGAUUGCGUGUUUAUAACCUUGAAAUAAGUCUGGGUAGAAAAUACUUCGGAAAAAGACCGCUCUGGCGCUCACAUUUGGCUUAAGAAGCAAUUCCACAUAAGCCGACUCAGUGUCAUUUUCUACAAUGGGAUCUAUAAAAUGGCCAGAAACAAAUGCAUGACCACCCAAAGGUUCAUCAAAAGGGAAAACUGCCAACGAUUCCUCUUGUACAUAAUAUGGGUUUGUGUUAGGAUUUUGCUUUGGUACCUGAUACUUAUAGGAACUAGCACCUUGGACAAGCGGAUCAUAAGAAAUAGUAGCGAGAGCCGAUCCUACAAAAUACGCAGCACCUAUCCAGGACGAAAACAGCAUGGUGUAUGGAUGAACAAAAAACUAAAUCGGUAGAAACGAAUUAGGAUAACAGUUACUAAAAAAAGAAUAAAACUAGACCGAACAAAUAAAAGGAAAGAUAAAAAAGCAAUGCAAAUACAGCAAACAAAAGAAAUCAAUUUAGUCUCUCAUACAAUUUUACGUGAAGGAAUUAAUCGACUUUCUUAACUCUUACUAGGAACUAUUUGAUGAAGUUGGAAGGGCAGUCCACGGUGGACCUACUAGUUUCUUAUAUCCCUAUAAUCUUUGGUGAUGAUGUUGACAAUAUGUGGAGAACCGAACCUAACGUAAAGGCAUAGAAUAGACACCGAGCCGUCUAGGGUAUUAUAAAAGGCUUGUGUUACGAUUAUAAAUAUUGUAAUAGCACUAUGUAUCAUAGACGGACUCUCACUGUUUAUAAGAAUAAACAAAUCAAUGGAAAAACAGUGUACUAUUUUGAUGAAUCGUACUUGAAUUGGAUGCUUUCCUACUACUUUAAUGAAUAAUAACAGCUUCCAGGGAUCUGAUUCACUAAAUAACCUAAGUAGACUACAUGUAGCUAGAUCGGUCAAAUUUCUAGAUGGGGGA